This is a messenger RNA of Nerophis lumbriciformis (worm pipefish), 1755 nucleotides long. Lineage: Eukaryota; Metazoa; Chordata; Actinopteri; Syngnathiformes; Syngnathidae. The record is from RefSeq and is a predicted model, not a curated record.
UUCUUCAAAAUGCCUUCAAGUCAGAUUCUUCAGCCCAUCCUCAAGAUGAAGGUGGACGAGCUCUUCCUCACCUGGUUGAGUGAGCCUAAAACCCUGCUGGUGCUAAAAGACUGCCUUGACCUCGUCAAAAGUGGACGUCCUGGCAGUUUAGGCGACAUGGGCAUUAAGGAAAAGUGCACUCUGAGUUUUAAUCAAAAUAACAAUGUAGCAUCUCAGAAGAACCUGGCAGAGAAGAAUGCCGCUUCCUUCAAUGUCCCCUUGAGUUCCCCUUGUACCUCCACCCUGCCCUCAGGAUGCAGCAGCAGCAACCGGGUCACGGGACCCCAUGGCAGGAUAUUACGGAGAUCUGUCAGCUCGAAAAAGGCGCAGGUGAAGACAGAGGAGCCCGUCAGCCGCGCGCUGAGCGAAAGCAUUCCAAAGUUCUACUUCCCGCAAGGUCGGCCACAAGCCAACGUUAACAUCGAUGGUCUCAUUUCCAAAAUUGAGGCGACGUUCUGCCAAUUCCCCAAUGAAAGGGCCACCAUUGAGGACAUGGGGCAGGUUGCCAAGGCCUGCGAGUGUCCACUCUACUGGAAGAUGCCAUUGUUCUGCUUAGCUGGGGGCGACAGGACCGGCUUCGUGUCCGUGCACAAGUUCGUGGCCAUGUGGCGCAAGACGCUGCAGACCUGUCACGAUGCCGCCGCCAAGUUUGUGCACCUCUUGGCCAAACCUGGCUGUAAUUACCUGGAACAAGACGACUUUAUUCCUUUCCUGCAGGACGUGGUCAACACUCACUCGGGGCUGGCCUUCCUAAAGGAGGCAUCGGACUUUCACUCCAGAUACAUCACCACGGUGAUCCAAAGGAUAUUUUACACGGUCAACCGCUCUUGGAACGGAAAAAUAACUUGCAACGAGCUACGGAAAAGUAACUUUCUUCAGAACGUGGCGCUGCUGGAGCAAGAAGAAGACGUGAACCAGUUGACGGAGUUCUUCUCCUACGAGCACUUUUACGUGAUCUAUUGCAAAUUUUGGGAGCUGGAUACUGAUCACGAUCUCUACAUUGACCACAAAGAUUUGGCACAGCACAAUGACCAAGCCAUCUCCCAAAAGAUGAUCGAUAGAAUAUUCUCAGGAACAGUGACAAGGGACCGGCACGUUUUGAAGGACGGCCGCUUGAGUUACGCCGACUUUGUAUGGUUUCUCAUCUCUGAGGAGGACAAGAAGACAGACACCAGUAUAGAAUACUGGUUCCGCUGCAUGGACCUGGACGGCGACGGCGUGCUGAGCAUGUACGAGAUGGAGUACUUCUACGAGGAGCAGUGUCAGAAGCUGGAGCGCAUGGCCAUCGAGCCUCUGCCCUUCGAGGACUGCCUCUGCCAGAUGCUCGACCUGGUCAAGCCUCGGGUCCAAGGUAAGAUCACGCUGCGCGACCUAAAGAGUUGCAAGCAGUCGCACAUCUUUUUCGACACGUUUUUCAACAUCGAGAAGUACCUGGUCCACGAGCAGCGGGACCCCUUCUCCGUCAUCAGAGAAGUGGAAACGGAGGGACAGGAAGUGUCCGACUGGGAGCGUUACGCUGCGGAGGAGUACGACCUCCUUGUGGCUGAAGAGGCCGCCGGGAUUCACGGUGAUGACGUGUACGAAGCGCCACCGAGUCCCCUGGAAACGCACGUCCCGUCCGAUCCGGGUCUGACGAAAAGGCACUUCUUCCAGAUUCCCGCGCCGCACUGCAACUUAGACCUGGACGACUUCGAGUACGAGGAUGACUUCGAAUGA